AUGCCAUCUCUGAAUGCCAUCGCUGGCCUGCUGCCUCCUCUGGAGAUCUCCAUCCAGGAGAGCAGCAUGCUGGUGGACCUCACCGAGACGCUCACGCAGCACAACAUCGCGCAGUGCAGCACGGUCAUUGUGACCAGGGACGGCCACGCCGACUCGAGGGCCUGGAAGGAGCUGCGACGCAGGGACAACAUCCGCGUCUACAAGGAGCGAGCGCGCUCCAGGGCCACGCCCACCACCCCGUCCCUGCUGCUGCUCGGCACCGUCAAGGGCAACCUCGACGACGUCAUGUACGCCAUGGUGACCCCCACCGAGCAGGCCAUGAAGAUCAAGUCCAACUGCACGCACGACGGCGUGAUCGACCGCAAGGUGCUGCACGAGAUCGUGCGCCCCAGCGUGGACGACCCGUUCCGCCACGUGAGCGUCAACUGGUCGCUGUACGCCGACUCGGAGCCGCACGACUACGUGUGCGUCGAGGCCACGGGCGUCACGCACACGCUGCGCGGCGAGCGCGUGGGCUUCCACCUGUCGCACUCGGUGGCGUUCUCGCAGCUGCCGAGCUUCUCCGAGUCGCACGGCGUGGAGCGCGGUCACCGGUCGAUCUGCUCGCUGUACCGCGAGACGACGGCGGGCGAGGUCGAGUGCUACGUGCGCGGCUUCUUCGACUUCCGCGACGGCGACAACGAGCUGCUGACCAACAUCGCGCUGCACGCGAUCGCCAACCAGUGGCUGUCGUUCUCCCGGCAGAUCGAGUUCGCGCACAUGAAGAAGCUCGUGUGGCGUCUGCGUCGCAACAGCAGCGACUUGGACGACUUCGUCAUGGCUGCGGCCGUGGAAGAGCACAAGCGGAAGAUGUCGGAGGCGGCUCUGAAUCGAGAAGCCACUUGCCGAAGCUGCGAGCAGGCUGUGUGUCCUCGGUGCCGAGUCAAGAAGCGCGUGUGCGUGCUCGCUCCGGACCAACGUACGGUGCUGGAGAAGAGACGCAGCUUCUGCGCUCCGUGCAUUGCUGAAGUCACCACGAGCAACGCGCGGGCUAUUGCGCAGGAGGAACUUCAGGUCCAGGAGGAAGAUCAAAUGAAGGAGGCGGAAGAGCAGGUCGUCUCGCUCUCUAGACAACGCACGACGUCGUGGAUGGCUACCAGUGCCUCCUUUCGAUCGUGCAUAUAG
Phytophthora sojae is the source of this 1164-nucleotide messenger RNA. RefSeq lists its product as hypothetical. The coding region runs from base 1 to 1164 and encodes 387 amino acids. The record is from RefSeq and is a predicted model, not a curated record. NCBI's taxonomy places the organism in Eukaryota, Oomycota, Peronosporomycetes, Peronosporales, Peronosporaceae. The transcript has 2 exons.